This is a messenger RNA of Neofelis nebulosa (Clouded leopard), 1370 nucleotides long. RefSeq names its product heterogeneous nuclear ribonucleoprotein A1-like. Lineage: Eukaryota; Metazoa; Chordata; Mammalia; Carnivora; Felidae. Gene Ontology annotation, molecular function: RNA binding. The transcript has a single exon. Bases 68 to 760 code for a protein of 230 amino acids. The record is from RefSeq and is a predicted model, not a curated record.
GCUUAGCCUUUCUGCCCGUGGACGCCGCCGAGUAAGCAUCGUGAAAGUCUCCCCUCCCACCGCCGUCAUGUCUAAGUCAGAGUCUCCCAAAGAGCCUGAACAGCUGCGGAAGCUUUUCAUUGGAGGUUUGAGCUUUGAAACAACUGAUGAGAGUCUGAGGAGCCAUUUUGAGCAAUGGGGAACGCUUACGGACUGUGUGGUAAGGAGAGAUCCAAACACCAAGCGCUCCAGAGGCUUUGGGUUUGUCACCUAUGCCACUGUGGAAGAGGUGGAUGCAGCCAUGAAUGCAAGGCCACACAAGGUGGAUGGAAGAGUUGUGGAACCAAAGAGGGCUGUCUCGAGAGAAGAUUCUCAAAGACCUGGUGCCCACUUAACUGUGAAAAAGAUUUUUGUCGGUGGCAUUAAAGAAGACACUGAAGAACAUCAUCUAAGAGAUUAUUUUGAACAGUAUGGGAAAAUUGAAGUGAUUGAAAUCAUGACUGACCGAGGCAGUGGCAAAAAGAAAGGCUUUGCUUUUGUGACCUUUGAUGACCAUGACUCUGUAGACAAGAUUGUCAUUCAAAAAUACCAUACUGUGAACGGCCACAACUGUGAAGUAAGGAAAGCUUUAUCUAAGCAAGAGAUGGCUAGUGCUUCUUCCAGCCAAAGAGGUCGAAGUGGGAACCACUUCGGUGGUGGUCGUGGAGGUGGUUUUGGUGGGAAUGACAACUUUGGCCGUGGAGGAAACUUCAGUGGGCGAGGUGGCUUUGGCGGCAGUUGAGGUGGUGGUGGACAUGGUGGCAAUGGGGAUGGCUAUAGCGGAUUUGGUAACGACGGAGGCAACUUUGGAGGUGGUGGAAGCUAUAAUGAUUUUGGCACUUACAACAAUCAAUCUUCAAAUUUUGGACCCACGAAAGGAGGACAUUUUGGAGGCAGAAGCUCUGGCCCCUAUGGCGGUGGAGGCCAAUACUUUGCCAAACCACGAAACCAAGGUGGCUGUGGCGGUUCCAGCAGCAGCAGUGGCUAUGGCAGUGGCAGAAGGUUUUAAUUACUGCCAGGAAACAAAGCUUAGCAGGAGAGGAGAGCCAGAGAAGUGACAGGGAAGCUACAGGUUACAACGGAUUUGUGAACUCAGCCAAGCACAGUGGUGGCAGGGCCUAGCUGCUACAAAGAAGACAUGUUUUAGACAAUACUCAUGUGUAUGGGCAAAAAACUCGAGGACUGUAUUUGUGACUAAUUGUAUAACAGGUUAUUUUAGUUUCUGUUAUGUGGAAAGUGUAAAGCAUUCCAACAAAGGGUUUUAAUGUAGAUUUUUUUUUUUGCACCCAUGCUGUUGAUUGCUAAAUGUAAUAGUCUGAUCAUGACGCUGAAUAAAUGUGUCUUUUUUAAAA